Molecule: messenger RNA, 1824 nt
Organism: Trametes versicolor FP-101664 SS1
Lineage: Eukaryota; Fungi; Basidiomycota; Agaricomycetes; Polyporales; Polyporaceae
Exons: 5
Coding region: 1-1824 (607 amino acids)
Biological process (GO): carbohydrate transport; transmembrane transport
Cellular component (GO): membrane
Molecular function (GO): carbohydrate:proton symporter activity
Source: RefSeq, a predicted model, not a curated record
AUGGGAGCCUUCGUAGACCAGUUCAGGCCGACGUCCUUCACGCCCCGCUAUCCGCGGUGGAUGGUCGGGCGACCGCUGCUCAUAUCUUCAUCCGCAUUGCCCUCCCUGGGCGACGCCAUGUUCGGCUACAGCCAAGGUCUCAUCGCCGCGCUGCAGGUCCAGCCGAACUUCAUACGCAGAUUCUUCGGUAAAGACGUUACCCUAGAGCAGAUUCAGAAUGGUACCACCGGCGUGGAUCCCUAUGUGCAAUCAAUCACCGUGUCCUGCCUGAACAUCACAGCCUUCUUCUCCGCCUUCUUCGCGGCGUACGUCUGUGACAUCCUCGGGCGACGCGUAUCCGUGCGCCUCGGCGCGCUCAUCUACCUCGUCGCCUCCAUCAUCCAGAUCCUCUCGCCCGACCUCGCGAGCCUCAUCGUCGGCCGCUCCCUGCAGGGCGUCGCCGUCGGCAUCCUCUCCAUGACCGUGCCCAUCCUCCAGUGCGAGAUCGCGCCCGGCCACGCGCGCGGGCUCUUCAUCUCGAUCGAGUACAUCUGCCUCAACGCCGGGUACGCGCUCUCCGCCUGGGUCGGCUACGCCUUCUUCUUCACGCUCCCCUCCGAGAUCUCCUGGAAGGGCCCGUACAUCGUGCAGGCCGCCAUGGCCGCCAUCCUCAUCGCCUGGUCCUUCGUGCUCCCCGAGACGCCGCGCUUCCUCAUCAACAGCGGCAUGCCCGCCGAGGGCCUCCGGGUGCUCGCGGACCUGCACGCGGCGGGGAACAUCGACGAUCCCACGGUGCUCGCGACGCACCGCGAGAUCGUCGACGCCGUCGCGCGCGAACGCGCGCUCGGGAGCUCGUCCUGGCGCGAGUUGUUCACACAGUACCGGCGACGCAGCGUCAUUGGGCUCACCUGCCAGAUCUUCGCGCAGUUCAACGGCAUCAACGCGAUCCUCUACUUCUUGCCCGAGAACUUGACCCGUGCGGGAUUCGAUACGCAGCGAGCACUCCUAUACGCUGCGGGCGCGUCACUGAUAUAUUGCACGGGCACAAUCCCGACGGCGCUGUGGAUUGAUCGCGUCGGCCGUAGGCCGUUCCUGUUGGUGGGUGCUGCGGCGCUCGCGGGCGCGCUCGCGGUUGUGGGCGGGCUGCAGCUGUACGUGGAUACCAUGCCACGGGGUGACGCGCGUAUGCCGGGGGCCAACGGCGUCUUCGCAGCGGUGUGCCUGUACUUGUUCUUCUACGGCGCCACGUGGGGUCCGGGGCCGUGGCUGCUCGGCGCGGAGAUCUUCCCGCUCCGUGCGCGCGCGAAGGGCAUGGCGCUCUCGACGACGGCGAACUGGCUCUGCAACUUCAUCAUCGCGUUCGCCACGCCGCCGCUGUUCGCGGCCAUCGGCGGCGCGUACUACUUCAUCCUCGUCGGCUUCUGCGUCUUCUGCGGGAUCUUCGUCUACUUCGUGUACCCCGAGACGGCGCACAAGACGCUCGAGGAGCUCGGGAGCGUCUUCAACGACGGCCCGAAGAUGCUUCUUGAGGAGAAGCCUAGACAUACUGACGAUGAGAAUGGUACACUGAAUCGUACUCCUGAGUUAGGCGCCCCCGAAGAUGUAGAGGAGGAUGAAGUACUCGAAUUCGUGGCUGAGGCGCUGACACCGGACGACGAGGUCUUGGUGGCCCCACCCGAUGAGGCUCCGGAAGCUGUCGCCGAGGAGUCGGGGAGUGUGUCGGUGGAGCCCGACGAAUCCAGGAGGGUGUUUGCGAUCAGGAAGGGAGAGCCUGUCGGUCCGUUCGGGGUGAUAACUUGGUCGUGGGCAGCAUCCAGCUUCGCCGCGUCAAAAGUGCCAUACUGA